UUGACAUUUUUCAACUCGCGUUUGCUGAUUUGCUCGCGACUCAAUCAUAAUUUUAUAAAUUCUCUACAGAAAUCAAACGUUGAAUAAGUGCUAUUGUGAAAUCAGAAAAUGUUUCGGUUAAGUUUUUGUUUGCUGUCCUUAGUUUUUAGUAGUCUUUUAGGUCAAGGCGCAGCCACGGAAAAUGCACCAGCGGCGCCGAAUUCGCAACCACCGGUUUUGCUCUCCCUGAAACCCGAAAAUGGCCUAGUGAAGCCAGAAGUUUUGCUUGCGCCGGAACGCGAAACUCUGAAAGAGAAGCCGGCCAUCCUUCAAGCUUCCAAAGCGGGUCCGACUACCGUUCAGCCGGCAGCACCGACGGAACUCAGCACAGAGACGGAGCCGACGACGUCGAAGCCGACGGAGGCGCCGACCACGUCGAAGCCGACGGAGGCGCCGACCACUGACCCCCCGACACCGCCCCCUACACCUAAGCCUACGCCACCACCGGCGCCUAAACCCGUGCCUGCUCCCCAGCAGGGCAAGUGGUUCUACGCAGAGGCUAAUGUCACCUGCAUCAUAGUGCAGUUUGCUGCUCAGCUGAAUGUCACCUACAACAACACAUCGUCGGCUCUGUCGUACGCGCUGCUGAACGUGCCCGCCAACGCGACGGUCGCCGGCGGCAGCUGCAACGGCACGGAGCAGUGGCUGAAGCUGUCGUGGCCGACCACCUCCGGCAACGGCACCCACAACAUGACGCUGUGCUUCAACACCACCGGCGACGACUACCAGCUUCACAGCCUCAACGUCUCCAUCGCCGCUGAGGAUCUGCCCAAUGCUCAGGACAACACAACUCUGGAGCUGUGGCACGGGGCGGGGUGGCGCACGGCGCUGCGCACGUCGUACCGCUGCGCCGCGCCCGCGCCGCUCAACCUCACCGCGGCGCCGGGCCACAACGCCGCCGCCAGACUGGCGCUCGCCCAGCUGCAGGACGAGGCUUUCCGCACCGCCGCCACAAAUCAGUUCAGCUCGCCUCGCGAGUGCGACGGCGGCGACGUGACGGACGCGGUGCCGAUCGCGGUGGGGUGCGCGCUGGCCGGCCUGGUCGCCGUCAUGCUCGCCGCCUACCUCAUCGGCCGCCGCCGCUCCGCCGCGCACGGCUACCUCUCCAUGUAGACUGACGGUGCGGAGUCAGCCAGAGCUAUAUAAGUAGAUACA
Molecule: messenger RNA, 1194 nt
Organism: Aricia agestis (brown argus)
Lineage: Eukaryota; Metazoa; Arthropoda; Insecta; Lepidoptera; Lycaenidae
Product: lysosome-associated membrane glycoprotein 1-like
Exons: 6
Coding region: 109-1152 (347 amino acids)
Cellular component (GO): membrane
Source: RefSeq, a predicted model, not a curated record